Messenger RNA from Homarus americanus (American lobster), 882 nucleotides. RefSeq lists its product as uncharacterized. The record is from RefSeq and is a predicted model, not a curated record. Bases 1 to 882 code for a protein of 293 amino acids. NCBI's taxonomy places the organism in Eukaryota, Metazoa, Arthropoda, Malacostraca, Decapoda, Nephropidae. The transcript has 2 exons.
AUGGCAGACGUGGAGGCUAUGUACCAUCAAAUCCAUGUAGCGCCAGAACAUCGAGAUGCGUUAAGAUUCCUCUGGUGGGAGAAUGGGGACCUGAGUAGAGAGCCAGUAACUUACAGGAUGAAGGUGCACAUCUUUGGUGGGGUGUGGAGCCCUUCAUGUGCAACUUACGCUCUCCGGCGCACAUUUCAAGACCACAGAUCCGAGUUUCCCGACAUGGUGGCGCAAGCGGAAGUCAACUUCUACGUUGACGACCUGCUCAUGUCGCUGGACUCGACAAAUGAAGCAUCAAUGUUAGCGUGUCAGCUUCGAAGACUGUUGGCGUGUGGAGGAUUUCGCUUAACUAAGUGGGCCAGUAAUCACAAAGGAGUGUUGGCUACCAUCCCACCGGAGGAGAGGCAAAAUGCACUGAAGGAAAUUGAUCUGAGGCAAGACAAAUUGCCAAUGGAGCGAGCCCUGGGGGUUAGGUGGCUCCUGGAAGGUGAUCAGCUCGCCAUCAAGUGUGAAUGCAGGCGUAGAUUAGGGUGGGAUGAACCUUUGUCGGCUGUUAAUCACACGACCUGGAGCACCUGGCUAGGAGAACUGGCCCACCUAGGGAAAUUAAGUGUACCCAGAUGCCUAAAAACAACAUGUGCUAAAGAAAUCAUCUCAGCACAGCUGCACACCUUCUGCGAUGCAUCGCAGGCUGCUUAUGGUGCGGUGACCUAUCUGAGAAUGGUAGACUCGGGCGGAAGUAUCCAGUGCUCUUUCGUGUACGGACUGGCCAAGCUGGCCCCACUCAAGCAACUGACAAUACCAAGGCUGGAACGUUGUGCAGCUGUCCUGGCAGUGAACGCUGAUCUAACGAUUCGCCGAGAAAUGACCAUGACCAUACACGAAUCUUAA